GAGUAAUAAUAUAUAUAUAUAUAUACAUGGGUGACACACACGCUCUCUCCAUUUACAGAACCACUCCUCCUCCGUCCCCGGCCGCCGGCAACUUCAUUCAUCGCGGCCGUCAGUCUCUACUUCUCUCCAGACCCACCACCCAUCUUCUCCACCAUCCUUUUCCACUUCGAGCAGUGAGCAACGAAUCGAAUGGGAGUGAAAGAGGUGGAGUGGAGAGAUCCGAGGCCGAUAGAAUGGUGGACGCCAUGGAUUUUGGUGAGCUUUGUAAUGAGUUUGAGUGCUUCAGUAGUCCUCAGGUUGAAUCCACCGCCAGACAACUGGCUCGUGAUAUUCUUCAGCUCAGUCAACCAAAUUUUCCCCUUGCAUCCUCUGUCAUAUACAAGGAUCCAGUAAGAAGUUUUAGAGGGCGUGACAAGUACAAGAGACCGCUAUGGGUUAGUGGCGCAUUGGAAAACCCAUCUGUGACAGUGGAGGAAAUGGAGAUGUUAUCAACAAGUGUAUUGAGCAUAAAAUGGACAAUGAGAGGGAGGCCAAAGUGGUUAACUAGUGGAGGAGAAGAGUUGAUAGUAAAAGUGAGUUCCCAAUUCACUCUAAACCAGAUAAGUGGUCAAGUGAUUGAGCAUCAAGAGGUUUGGGAUUUAUCGGCAUCAUCAUCAAUUGCGCAACUUUUCUUCUGGACAUCAUGUCGUCUGCUCGCAACAAUCGACACGACUAAAGACUUGGGAGACCUUGUCAAGGGCUUCUCCUCCCAAAAACCAGACGUAGACACUUAUCCUCAGCCAUCUGUUGAUCCAACCAAGUUCUUCCAAUCGGAGGACAGCUUCCAACGAGAUGCAUACCAAUUUGUCUUCUUCGUUGCGCUUGUAUAUUUCGUAGUACAGUUAUUAAGAACCACUUUGUAAAAUCUUUUCUCGUUCCUUUUCUUAUAUUUUUGUUCAUUGUUCUACCUGUAAAUUGCAGGUAUAUUAAGAUCCACAUUGUACGUUUCUUUGUUGAGAAAAUGCAUAUAGGUAUUACAUAUUAAAUUUAUCUAAAAUUAGAUA
Molecule: messenger RNA, 1043 nt
Organism: Carica papaya (papaya)
Lineage: Eukaryota; Viridiplantae; Streptophyta; Magnoliopsida; Brassicales; Caricaceae
Product: transmembrane protein, putative (DUF2358)
Cellular component (GO): chloroplast
Source: RefSeq, a predicted model, not a curated record